Molecule: messenger RNA, 3921 nt
Organism: Parascedosporium putredinis
Lineage: Eukaryota; Fungi; Ascomycota; Sordariomycetes; Microascales; Microascaceae
Source: the annotation of a GenBank genome assembly
AUGGACAAGUUUCUCUCCGCCUCCAUCAAGGACGUUUGCCGGCUCUGCGAGUAUGGCUUUUACGACUACAUCAUCGUCGGCAGCGGCAUGGGCGGCGGCAUCCUCGCCCAGUGCCUGCUCGAGCAGAGCAGCACCGCCAAGGACAACGACAUCGUCUACCACGCCCUCAAGCACCCCGUCAACACCGUCACCCAGGGUUCCUAUCCCUACGUCGGCGGGGAGUUCUUCUGCCUCGGAGGCCGCGGCAACGUCUGGGGCCUCUACACCCCCAAGAUUCACCCCGAGGAUCUGGAAGCCAACUUCCCCAAGGAGAUUUGCUCCUACCUCUUGGAGGAGGGCGGAUACGAGAAAGCGUACCAGAUUCUCGCCAACGACCCCAACGCCUCCAUCGACAGCCCUUACCCUCCAACGGCGCCGUCGCCGGCGAAUUCGUGGUUUGCUACCAAGGACCCCGGCCGCUCUCUCUACCAGUUUUCCAUGGGCGCUUUCAGCCCCGUCAACUGGAUCCUCGACCGCGUCUACAACAGGGAUGAGCGCCUCACCGUCCUCCCCAACACGAGAACGUUAACUGUGAACCGCAAGCCCGAUGAUCCGUCGGUUAUCGUUAGCCUCACGGUGGAUGAUGCCGCGGGAGAGGAGCGCGAGAUUCCCGUCGGGGGCCUCGGAUGUAAGCCCGCCAGCGAGUCCGGCAAACUCAUCGGAAAGGGCCUCAUGGACCACGAUAUCUGGGGCACCAGGUUCGAGGUGCUCCAGGGCCCCCACCUGGCCACCCUCAACAGCCAGCCGCUCAAGCUCAACAGCUGGGUCAAGUUCAACGGCGAGCCCGUCCUUGUCAACAUUGCCGUCAACGCCGACACCUUCCUUGGCCGAGCCCAGUCGGAGAAGCUGCCGACCGUCUACCUCGACGAGAGCCUCGACGAGGUGCCCGAGGCCGAGUUCAACGAAGCCCUCAAGCAGGAAAAUAUCACCAAGAGCGUCGUCCAGGUCGCCUUCUGCAUGGGCGCGCCCCUUGAGGACGCCAACAGGAGCCUCGCUCGCGACAUCGGCGCCGCCCUCGGACGCAAGAGCGGCGAUAGCCACGAGCUGCCCCUUCCCGGAGUCGGAAAGGCGGGCUUCGGCGUGGUGGGCCAUGAAGUUGGAACCAUGCGUCUCGGAGAGGAAGGGCAGGGCGUCGUCGACACCAACCUCAAAGUCAACGGCAUCAGCAAUCUUUACGCCUUUACCGAUUUACGACCACUCGAAUGUCCUAUAACCCGCGAGGAGGAGGCGGAAGAGGCCGUGGUGCGGUGGAGGGGCGGCUCGGGCGCCCGGAUCUUCACCCAGGCCGGAACGCAAUCCGUACCGUCGGCCGAAGUCACCAAGACCGAAGACGCGAUCCUAUCCAAGUCCGUCGGUCUCCAGGCCAGUAAGCUCAGCCUCACCACCGUCGCCCCGGUCCGUCCGGGUUUCGGCACCGGCGGCAAAGCCAUCACGGUAUGGGCCAACUACGUCGAGAUGAUGGCGUCUUCCGACGUGACGCUCUACCGGUACGACAUGAGCGUCUCACCCUCUGCUGUCGGCCGCAAGCUAGGCCAGAUUAUCAGACAGCUCCUACUGUCUUCCGAACUAGCAGAGUUCGACAAGGAUCUAGUGACAGACUUCAAGUCGACGCUUUUAUCGCGACGCAGGCUGGGUGGGAACGAGAUCACGAUCAAGGUGGUAUACCAAAAAGAGACGCAUGACGAACCUAGGGACGACGCCCCGACAUAUAAAGUCCGCCUCCUCGAGACGAGCACCCUCAGCGUCGGCGAGCUCGUCCGACAGCUCAAAUCUGCCGACCCAUCAUCCAUUUACCUCGACAAGAUGCCCACCAUACAGGCACUUAAUAUCCUCCUCAACCACAACGCCAAACAGUCGGCGGACCUCGUCACCGUCGGUUCCAACAAGACCUUCUCCCUCGAUCCGAACACUGCAUCGUACAGUCUCGGUGCCGGGCUCUGGGCGGUGCGGGGCUUCUUCGCCAGCGUCCGGGCUGCCACCGCUCGUGUCCUCGUCAACGUCAACGUCAGCCACGGCGUCUUCUACUCUCACGGGCCACUAGACAGGCUCAUGAGCGAAUACGCAGAGCGCAACAGGAGCCCCGCGGCGCAGGCCUCGUUUAUCAAGAAGCUAAGGGUGACCAUGCUCCACCUUCCGGAGCGGAAGAAUAGGCGCGGCCAGGUCGUCACAAGGGUCAAGACUGUCCUUGGCCUCGCGACACAAAACGAUGGCCAUGGUCUUGAUCACCCUCCCCGUGUCCAGAAGUUCGGCGCCGGUCCGAAAGAAGUCGAGUUCUGGAUGGAUGCCAACCACAAUACCCAGCCUGCGCCUGCCACAUCCAGCACGCCGUCUGGUAGUGGUGGGAAGAAGAAAAAGGGCAAAGGUGGCGGUCAGGCCGCCGAGGGUGCUGCUAAGCCCCCGCAAGCUGCCGGGGCGGGCAAGUACAUUAGCGUGUACGAUUAUUUCAAACAAACCUACAAACGGACGUUGGAUCCCAAUGUACCUAUUGUCAAUGUUGGAACCAGAGAGCGCCCAACCUAUCUACCCGCCGAGGCGUGCAAUGUGCUCCCGGGUCAAAACGCCAACACGAAGCUGAGCCCCGAGCAGACGCAAAAUAUGAUUCGCUUCGCCGUUCGUAAACCCUGCGACAAUGCCGAGUCCAUCACCCGCGACGGCCUCCGGACAGCGGGGCUGACAAGCUCCAAUCCUUUACUUAGCCAGUUUGGUCUUUCAUUCUCCUCCGGGCUGAUCAAGGUCCCCGGGCGCGUACUUCCCGAGCCCAAGGUCUUAUACAAACAAGCCAAGCCCGUGCAGGUCCGGUUCGGCGGCUGGAACAUGACCGAAGUCCAGUUCAACACGGGAGGAAGCCUCAAGAAGUGGUCCUUCAUCGUCAUCACCCACCCGGGGCCCGCAACACGGGCUGCGAGGGCUUUGGAUCUGAUGCUCGUCAUCCUUCCCAGCGCCAAUACCCCGGUGUACUACCGGAUCAAGUCCUUUGGCGAUACGAGGUACGGCCUCCACACUGUCUGCGUGGUAGCCGACAAGCUUGCCAAGGUGCAGGGCCAAGACCAGUAUUUCAACAACGUCGCCCUCAAGUUCAACCUCAAGCUCGGCGGCCAGAACCAGCUAGUGGACCCGACCAGGCUGGGGAUUAUCAACGAGGACAAGACCAUGGUUAUCGGCAUCGACGUCACCCAUCCGUCGCCGGGCUCCAGCACCAUGGCGCCCAGUAUCGCGGGGAUGGUCGCCAGCAUCGACAAGCACGUCUCGCAAUGGCCGGGGAUCCUCCGCGUCCAGUCGACGGCUCGCCAGGAAAUGGUGUCCGACAUGAAAGACAUGCUCAAGUCGCGGCUCAGGCUGUGGAAGGAGAUGGGUCGGCACAAAUCCCUGCCGGAGAAUAUCCUGGUGUAUCGCGACGGAGUAUCAGAGGGACAGUACCAAAAGGUGCUGGAUGAGGAGCUUACUCUCUUCAGGGAUGCCUGCAAGGAGGUCAAGCGGCACCACACGCGAUUCUUCCCCACCAGCGAGGCCGACGCUGAUAGAGGCUCCAAUAACCCUGCCGGUACCGUAGUCGACCGCGGCGUCACCGAGGCUGGGGCCUGGGACUUCUAUUUGCAGUCGGGUGCCUCCCCGUACCGUAAUGUCGCCGAUGUGGUCGAGAGCCUCAGCCAGACGCUCUGCUACACAUACGGCAGGGCGACCAAGGCGGUCAGCAUCUGCGCGCCGGUCUACUAUGCCCAUAUUCUCUGUGAGAGAGCGAGGGUGUAUCUGAAAGAUGUGUAUGAUGCGACCCCUGCGGCGUCGGGGGCCGGGUCAACGGUUGGUGGCGGCGCCGGUGGGGCUGUGGGCAAUACAGAAGUCGAACCACACGAGAAAUUGAAGAACAGCAUGUUUUAUAUUUAG